Messenger RNA from Phalaenopsis equestris, 2326 nucleotides. Its product is annotated as mitogen-activated protein kinase kinase kinase 1-like. Bases 275 to 1906 code for a protein of 543 amino acids. The record is from RefSeq and is a predicted model, not a curated record. Gene Ontology annotation, molecular function: ATP binding; protein kinase activity. Gene Ontology annotation, biological process: protein phosphorylation. The transcript has 9 exons. Lineage: Eukaryota; Viridiplantae; Streptophyta; Magnoliopsida; Asparagales; Orchidaceae.
GUAAAUUCGCAGAGCGAGACCAUCGUAGUCUCCGGACAAGAAAUACACGUCGGGAGGAAGAGGACAGAAGCGCCAUGCCAAGCCGGCACAGUCCUGCGACGCCAUAAUCGGUUCUCCCGCCAAAUGUGCCUUCCCUGCUUUAUCUCACUCUUCUUCCGCGUUCUUCUUCUUCUUUCCUUGAUGCUGAUUCCUCAAUUGAGUGCUCAGGAACCAUUCCUCGGUUCCGCAUUCCCAACUCCAUAUCGCAGCCCGUUCUCCUAAUGGGCGGCGGCCGAUGUUCUCUUUAGGCAGCAAGAAGGCCGAUCGCCGGCGCGAGAUGACGGCGGCGAAAUCGGUCCGGCGGCCGAAGCUGGAGCAGCGUAACGCCUGUAAGAAGAUCAACUAUGAGAUUCCGUGGGCCUCGCCUUCAUGGAGGAAUUCGCCGGCGUUGGUAACCCACUGUCUCGAUCUCUCGCCUGGCGCUUACUCGGACCAGACAAGCUUUCGCAUUGGCGGCAGCGUCGAGGGCGAGAUCGAUCUGCUUUGCCGCAGUUUAGGUCUCUCCGGCCCUGAGGAUUUCGCCAUCCCUGCUGCCGCAUGGGAGGCCUCCCUUAAGGCUCGAUCCUCCUGUGAUCUUGUUCUUCGAUCCCCAUUUGUCAAAUGCGAGAGCUCGUCUAAGCCGCCUCAAAUUUUGCCUUCCGUUUUGGAUUGCCUUGCUGAGACGAAGGCGAAGGUGCCUGGAGCGGAGACCUUGCGGUCAUCGGCUUUGGUCACUUCCCCGGCUACGGUCUCGAUUCUUUCUCCUCCGCCUGGUAGGUCGGUUCUUGCGCGGCCGCCUUUGAUGAAGCUGCCUGAGCUCGACGGAACGAGCUCGACGUGGGAUAUAGUGAGAUCAUUUGCUCCACCGGAUGAGAGUGAUGAAGGAUGUAAGAGGAAGUCUUUUGAUUCGGAUGAGGAGAAGAAGGUGAGGGUUGGUGUUGAAGUUAGGGAAGCUAUGGACGAGAUGGGAGCGAUUUCAGGGGAGAUCUCGGAGGAUUGCACCGGGUCGUUCUCGACUUCAAAUGAUGAUGAUUCGUCGAGUACUACAACGGAGUCGAUGUUUUUGAUAUCGCCAAAUGGACGGAUUAAGAGAAAUAUUGGAUCGUGGAUGCGUGGACAGCUUCUAGGGAGUGGCUCUUUUGGGACAGUGUACGAAGGGAUCAGCGAUGAUGGUGGAUUUUUUGCUGUAAAAGAGGUCUCUUUGCUUGAGAAAGGAAGCAGUGCUCAGCAAUGUAUUCUUCAACUCGAACAGGAGAUUGCACUUUUGAGCCAAUUUGAGCAUGACAAUAUUGUUCAUUACUAUGGAACAGAUAAGGAAGAAUCAAAAUUAUUUAUCUUUCUUGAACUUGUCACACAAGGAUCUCUUGCAUCCCUCUAUCAUAAGUAUCGACUACGAAAUACUCAAGUUUCAGCAUAUACUAGGCAGAUCUUAAAUGGAUUACGGUAUCUUCAUGAGCGGAAUGUGGUGCACAGAGAUAUCAAAUGUGCCAAUAUAUUGGUUCAUGCUAAUGGAUCUGUCAAACUUGCCGAUUUUGGUUUAGCAAAGGAGAUGUCCAACCUCAAUGAUCUGAAAUCAUGUAAAGGAAGUGUGUAUUGGAUGGCACCAGAGGUUGUCAAUCCUAAGAAGACAUAUGGGUAUGCGGCUGAUAUAUGGAGUUUGGGUUGUACUGUUUUAGAGAUGUUGACACGUCAGAUUCCUUAUCCUAAUGUGGAGUGGCAACAUGCUUUCUUCAAGAUUGGUCGUGGCGAUCAACCUCCUAUCCCUUGUCACCUAUCAAAGGAAGCACAAGAUUUCAUCACGCAAUGUGUUCAGGUGGAUCCAAAUUCAAGGCCUACUGCUGCCCAACUAUUAGAGCAUCCUUUUAUAAAGAUUCCCAUAAAGAUCUAGAACCAAUAAAUUAUUCUUCUGAGAUUUCUUCAUAUUAUACACAUUAGCAGCCCUGAUCCCUGAGGUUACAGAACUUUGCUCCAGAUGAUAAGCACUCUGAAAUACAUCUCAUCUAUUUCAAGGAAACAAAGAAAAAAGAAAAAAAUUAACCAAAACCUGUGGAACUCAUCUUUAGAUUAAUAAUUUUCUUGCCCGAUCUUCGACAUCCGUGCUCUUGGCCGGUUCUAUUUUUUUUUUAUUUUUUUUUCCAUUUUUUAGAAGCUGAAAGUAGUUUAUUGGAGCACAGGACUACUGUUUUUGGGCAAUCAUCAGGCAAAGUUAAAUUUUUCAGAAUGCAUCGAGUGAUGUGAGUACUGUAUAUAUGUGGUCGAAUUCCAAUAGUCACCAAUCUAUUUUCCAAAGAAAACUGAGAGCUUUAGU